This is a messenger RNA of Sebastes umbrosus (honeycomb rockfish), 8007 nucleotides long. Its product is annotated as myosin-7B-like. The transcript has 46 exons. Gene Ontology annotation, cellular component: myosin complex. The record is from RefSeq and is a predicted model, not a curated record. The coding region runs from base 86 to 5890 and encodes 1934 amino acids. NCBI's taxonomy places the organism in Eukaryota, Metazoa, Chordata, Actinopteri, Perciformes, Sebastidae. Gene Ontology annotation, molecular function: actin filament binding; cytoskeletal motor activity; ATP binding.
GCUCUGUGGGCACAACUUAUUGUGUUCUUCUUCACAUCCUCAAAAACUAAACUACGCUGCAACGACGACAAACUGACCCGGCACAAUGUCUCGGUUCCUGGAUUUGGCGGAGUUUGGCGAAGCUGCCCGCUUCCUUCGUCUCACAAACUUGGAGCAGCUGGCUGCGGUAGCCCAGGCUUAUGACGGUACGAAGCGUGUUUGGAUGCCUGAUGAUAUCGAAGCGUACGUCGAAGUGGAAGUUAAAGAGCUGAACGGAGACAAGACCACUGUGGAGACCAAGGACGGACGGUUUCUGAUAGCCAAAGAAAACGACCUCCAGCCAACGAACCCGUCCAAGUUUGACAUGUACGAGGACAUGGCCAUGUUGACACACCUCAACGAAGCCUCGGUCUUCUUCAACCUGAGGAGGAGAUACAGCAUGUGGAUGAUCUAUACCUACUCCGGUCUGUUCUGUGUGACAGUCAACCCGUACAAAUGGCUGCCAGUCUACUCUGCUCAGGUGGUCACAGCAUAUAAAGGGAGGCGUCGUUUAGAAACACCGCCCCACAUCUACGCCGUCGCUGACAACGCCUACACUGACCUGCUGCAGAAUCGGGAGAACCAGUCAAUGUUGAUCACCGGUGAGUCAGGCGCAGGGAAAACUGUCAACACCAAGAGGGUGAUACAGUACUUUGCCAUCAUCGCUGCUCUGGGGGAAAAAGUAAAAAAAGGAGGAAAUUUAGAGGACCAGAUCAUUGAAGCUAAUCCGGCUAUGGAGGCGUUCGGCAACGCCAAAACCGUCCGCAACGACAACUCCUCCCGCUUUGGAAAGUUCAUCAGAAUUCAUUUUGGGCCGACAGGAAAGCUGGCGUCUGCUGACAUCAACAUCUAUCUUCUAGAAAAGUCCAGAGUUGUGGUCCAGCAGCCAGCAGAGAGAAGCUUCCACAUCUACUACCAGAUCCUGUCCAGUUACAAGCCAGAACUACAAGACAUGCUGCUGGUGACCACCAACCCCAACGACUACCACUUCUGCUCUCAGGGUGUGACCACAGUGGAAGGCAUGAACGACGCAGAGGAGCUAAAGCUCACUGAUCAUGCCAUGGACACGCUGGGCUUCACUCCAGAGGAGAAGUACGGCUGCUAUAAACUCGUUGGAGCCAUCAUGCACUUUGGUAACAUGAAGUUCAAGAAGAGGCAGAGAGAGGAGCAGGCCGAGGCCGACGGCACAGAGAGUGAGGAUAAAGCAGCCUAUCUGAUGGGCAUCAGCUCUGCGGACCUGCUGAAGGGUCUGCUGAACCCCCGUGUCAAAGUCGGAAACGAGUACAUCAUCAAAGGACAGACUGUAGAACAGGUCACCUUUUCAGCGGCAGCCCUGGCCAAAGCCACCUAUGACCGGAUGUUUAAGUGGUUGGUGAGUCGUAUCAACUCAUCCUUAUACACCGCUCUGCCUCGUCAGUACUUCAUUGGAGUCCUCGACAUCGCCGGCUUCGAGAUCUUUGAGUUCAAUAACUUUGAGCAGCUUUGCAUCAACUACACCAACGAGAAGCUGCAGCAGUAUUUCAACCACCACAUGUUCAUCCUGGAGCAGGAGGAGUACAAGUGUGAGGGGAUCGAGUGGACCUUCAUAGACUUUGGGUUGGACUUACAGGCCUGCAUAGACCUCAUAGAGAGGCCCAUGGGUAUUCUGUCCAUCAUGGAGGAGGAGUGUAUGUUCCCCAAGGCCACGGACAACAGCUUUAAAACCAAACUCUACGACAACCACCUGGGGAAGUCGCCCAACUUCCAGCGGCCGCGGCCGGAUAAGAAGCGCAAAUAUGAGACGCACUUUGAGUUGGUUCACUAUGCUGGAGUGGUUCCCUACAAUAUCACAGGAUGGCUGGAUAAGAACAGAGAUCCUCUGAAUGAGACGGUGGUGACUCUGUUCCAGAAAUCCUCCCACAAACUAAUGGCCAGUCUGUUUGAGGACUACAUCAGCUCUGAUAUGGCCUGUGAUCAUGAAGGCAAACACCGGAAGAGGAAAGCAGCUUCCUUCCAGACAGUUUCACAGUUACACAAGGAGAAUCUAAAGAAGCUGAUGGCUCACCUCCGCAGCACUCAGCCUCACUUUGUCCGCUGCAUCAUCCCCAACGACACCAAGAGUCCAGGUAUGAUGGAUGCCUUCCUGGUCCUCCACCAGUUGAGGUGUAACGGAGUCCUCGAGGGGAUCAGGAUCUGCAGGAAGGGCUUUCCAAACCGCAUCCUGUACGCUGAGUUCAAACAACGUUAUCGCAUCUUGAAUCCUGCUGCGAUUCCAGAGGACACGUAUGUGGACAGCAGGAAGGCUGUGGAGAAACUACUAGGCUCUCUGGACAUUGACCACAACCAGUACAAGUUCGGACACACUAAGGUGUUUUUUAAGGCGGGACUGCUGGGUCUGUUGGAGGACAUGAGGGACACCCGUCUGGCUGAGAUCCUCACCAUCGUUCAGGCCAUGGCCAGAGGGAAGCUGAUGAGGAUGCAACGAGAUAAGAUGAUGCUAGAAAGGGACGCUAUAAUGGUGAUCCAGUUCAACCUCAGAUCGUACUACAUUGUGAGGACUUGGCCGUGGAUGAUGCUGUUCUAUAAGAUGCGCCCCCUGCUCAGGAGCGCCCAGGUGGAGAAAGAACUGGCUGCUCUCAAAGAAGAGUUCAAAAAGCUAAAAGUGGCCUUCGACAGGGCAGAGGUCAAGCGUUGUGAGGCGGAGGAGCGGCAGGUGGUUUUGGUUCAGGAGAAAAACGACCUUGCUCUGCAGCUCCAAGCUGAGCAGGACAACCUGACGGAUGCAGAGGUGCGCUGCAACCAGCUGAUUCAGUCCAAGAUCUCUCUGGAGUCGAAGCUGAAGGAGAUGCAGGAACGUCUGGAGGAUGAGGAGGAGGUGACGGCCUCGCUGACGUCCCAGAAACGUCAGCUGGAGGAGGAGGUGAUAUCACUGAAGAAAGACGUGGACGACCUGGAGAUGACUCUGGCUAAAGUGGAGAAAGAGAGACAUGGAGUGGAGAACAAGGUGAAGAACCUGUCCCAUGAGAUGUGUGCUCUGGAUGAAACCAUAGCGUCUCUGACCAGAGAGAAAGCCGCCCUGACAGAAGCUCAUCAGCAGGCUCUGAGUGACCUUCAGGCGCAGGAGGACAAGGUCAACAUGCUGGUCAAGGCGAAAGCUCGGCUGGAGCAGCAGGUGGACAAUGUAGAAGGUUCCCUGGAGCAGGAGAAGAAGGUGCGGUUGGAUCUGGAACGAACCAAACGGAAGCUGGAGGGGGAUCUGAAGCUGUCCAUGGACUCAGUGAAGGACCUGGAGAACCAGAAGGGAGAGCUGGAGGAGAGAAUGAAAAAAAAAGACUUUGAGUCGGGUCAGCUUCAAUCCAAACUGGAGGACGAACAGAGCGUGGUUACUAACCUUCAGAAGAGGAUCAAGGAGCUCCAGACUCGUAUCGAGGAGCUGGAGGAGGCGCUGGAAGCGGAGCGGGCGUGGCGCUCCAAAGCUGAGCGUCAGAGGAACGACAUCACCAGAGAGCUGGAGGACCUUGGAGAGAAACUGGAGGAGGCAGGAGGAGCAUCUGCUGCUCAGAUCGCUCUCAACAGGAAGAGGGAGGCAGACUUCCUGAAGAUGCGGCGGGAGCUGGAGGAGGCGGGGCUUCACCACGAGGCGACAGCCGCCAAUCUGAGGAAGAAGCACUCGGACACGGUGACGGAGCUCAGCGAGCAGAUCGACGCUCUGCAAAGAACCAAACAGAAACUGGAGAAGGAGAAGGUUGAGUUCAGACUAGAGGCUGAUGACCUGGCUUCUAACGUGGAGCAGCUGACCAGGACAAAGGGAGCUGUGGAGAAGAUGUGCAGGGUUUAUGAAGACCAGCUGAAUGAAAGCAGGUGUAAAGCAGAAGAGCUGCAGAGACAGCUGAACGACGUUUCUGCUCAGAAAGCACGAGCGCUCACAGAGACUGCCGAGUACAGCCGUCGCCUGGAGGAGCGGGAGGCUAUGAUUGGUCAACUCACGCGCUCCAAAGCGGGGGUUUUCCAAAACUCUGAAGACCUGAAGAGGCAGCUGGAGGAGGAGAGCAAAGCCCGUGUGGCGCUGGCUCACGCGGUGCACAUGUCCCAUCAUGACAGCAGUCUGCUCAGAGAGCAGCUGGAGGAGGAGAUGGAGUCCAAAGCUGAACUGCAGAGGGAGCUGUCUAAAGCCAACGGCCAGGUGGUUCAGUGGAGAGCCAAGUACGAGACUGACGCUGUGAUGAGAAUAGAGGAGCUGGAAGACGCAAAGAAGAAGUUGGUCAUUAAACUGCAGACAGUUGAGGAAUAUGCGGAGACGUCUCAGGCCAAAUGUUCCUCACUGGAGAAAUCCAAACUCAGUCUGCAGACAGAGAUUGAAGACCUCUUGGUUGACCUGGAGCGAACCAACACUGCUGCUCUGGCUCUGGAAAGGAGGCAACGCAACUUCGACAAGUUGUUGAGUGACUGGAAGCUGAAGUUUGACGAGAGUCAGACGGACCUGGAGUCGUCGCAGAGAGAGUCCCGCAGUCUGAGCACCGAGCUCUUCAAACUGAAGAACUGCUACGAACAAGCUCUGGACCAUCUGGAGACAGUCAAACGAGAAAACAAGAACCUGCAAGAGGAGAUACUGGACCUGACGGAUCACAUCAGUCAGGGAGGGAAGACCAUCUUUGAGCUGGAGAGAGUGAAGAAGAUCCUCGACAUGGAGAAAUGCGAUAUCAGAGCAUCUCUGGAGGAAGCAGAGGGUUCUCUGGAGCAUGAAGAGAGUAAGACCCUGAGAUUUCAGAUGGAGCUGCAGCAGAUUAGGACUGAGAUUGGGCGCAAGAUUGCUGAGAAAGAAGAAGAGAUCGACAACCUCAGGCGGGGCCACCAGCGCUCCCUGGACACCAUGCAAGCCAGUUUGGAGGCGGAGAUUCGUAGUCGCAGUGAGGCGGUCCGUCUGAAGAAGAAGAUGGAGUCGGACCUGAACGAGAUGGAGCUUCAGCUUGGAUACGCCAGCAGACAGGCAGCCGAGGGCCAGAGGCUCAUCAGACACCUUCAGUCACAGGUUAAAGAGCAACAGCUGGAUCUGGAGGAUAAAGUCCAGCUGUCCCAUCAGCUCAGAGAACAGAUAGUCCUGUUAGAGCGCCGUUGUUCCCUGAUGACGGCGGAGGAGGAGGAGCUGCGUUCGAUCCUGGAACAAACCGACCGCGGCCGCAAGAUAGCCGAACACGAGCUGGUGGAGGUCACGGAGAGAGUUAACAUGCUCUCUACACAGAACUCAGGUCUGUAUAAUCACAAGAAGAAGCUGGAGGCCGACAUUUCUCUGCUGGCAGGAGAAGUGGACGAGGCCACACAGGAGAGUCGCAGUGCUGAAGAGAAAGCCAAGAAGGCCCUCACUGAUGCGGCUCUGAUGGCGGAGGAGCUGAAGAAGGAGCAGGACAGCGGUGCUGUGAUGGAGAGAAUGAAGAAGAACAUGGUGUCCACGGUGAAAGACCUGCAGGUCAAACUGGACGAGACGGAGCAGAUGGCGCUGAAAGGAGGAAAGAAACUGCUUUCUAAACUGGAGACAAGAGUGAGGGAGCUGCAGACGGAGCUGACGCUGGAGCAGAAGAGGAGCGAGGAGUAUCACAAAGGAGUCCGUCGCUACGAGAAGAGAGUCAAAGAGCUGACGUACCAGUCAGAAGAGGACAGGAAGACUCUGCUGAGGAUGCAGGAGCUCAUCGAUAAGCUUCAGACCAAAGUCAAGAGCUACAAGAGACAAGCUGAUAACGCUGAGGAGCAGGUGAGCUGCAGCACGCAGCGUUUCAGGAAAGUCCAACACGAGCUGGACGACGCCGAGGAGAGAGCCGACAUCGCAGAGACGACCGUCAACAAGAUACGGAUUCGAACCCGCGAACAGACCAGCAAGGUCGUCAUGAUCGUUGAGUGAAGCUCUGCUGCCUCUUCAAACACCGUCAGGGCGGUUCUGGUGUGACGUUUCUAAUGUUUGAUUGCUGUGUUUCAAUCUGAUGUGUUUGUGCUGUAUAGUCCAGGAUCAUAGGGGGGGACAUGUGAAUCUGCAUCUGCUGUAAUGUAACCAUGUCAAUAUGUUUCUAUUUUUCUCCACUGUAAAGCAUUGUGAACUGGUUUGUACAGGAAGUAGACGACGGCAGCGAGUAUGUACAAGAGCUGGUAUAUAGCAGAGCAGUGCAGUACUUAACGGUACAGGUUUGUAGUGCUGAACGACUAGGUUGCCGAUUUAUGUUUUUGCCCGUGGGUGCCCAAAUUUUGUGAAUCUCACCAAGGUGAUGAUUGUCACAAAAGUCAGGAAAUGUUGUAAAUGCCUCAAUCUGGUGCACUUUGAGAGCAAAGUGAAGAGGCUAGAUCUAUGAAGAACUUGACGGGUCAGGUGGGUUGCCGACAGGAGCACUAUGGAGCCAAGAUCCACCUUUACACUCGCGCCUUUCUAAGCUGACCUAGAGCCGGUUGCGGCCCGGCGAUGGCCAGCCAGCGCCAGGGAGCAAGGCCACAUUCAAGUACCAUGGGCCCUGGGGUUACAACUUUUUCACGGCCCUCCUAUCUCACAUAAUGCACGCAUAACCAGGAGAACCUCCUUCUCUCACGGCAGUGUGUUCAUACAGCUACAGUAAGCUAAGCUGCUUAAAGCUAAACUUUAUCACACAGUACUGAGUGAGUUUGUAACAUUAUUUAGCUUCGAUCACGAUAGUUAACUUGGUAAAAUAUAAAUGAAGGCUGGGAAGAAGCGGGAGCAUUCGUCAGAGUUGGACGCGAAGUACGAGGAUGUGGCUAUUUCCUGGAAGCCGUACACUCAUGAAAAAGUUUCAGUGGAAAAUAUUCCUUUGUUCAUUUUUUUGCCCCCGUAUGCCACCGGGUUGGCCACCCGAUUCCUGCUUCUUUUAUUCUUCAUUUUGAGUGAUAACUUUCCUGAUUGUUGCGGAAAAAAUGUUGAGAAAUGAGCAUGUUUUUGGAGCUGAGAAAGCUGAGUACAAAAUAAUUUAUAGAUAAAUGGGUCAAUAAUUGAUUUAUGACUGCAGCAUAGAUUGACGGCGGCUACUUUUAUGUACAGUAUGUCACAUACGGUACAUUAUAUUAAACCUGCAUUAAGUGAUGUUUUUGAUAUUAACAUGAAUUCAAAUGACUGUGUGUAAUGUUAAAGUGUCUCUCAUAGUGCUGAACACACUGACAAUAGUCACCAACUCUGCAGCUCUACGCAGUCUUUAGCUUCUUUUAGCUCCUAGCUACUGCGUGGUUGAGUCCAUCAGGCUCUCACCACCCCACCAUAUAAAACUGUAGGCAGCUGACGGAUUUUCUGCCCCCUAGUGGUCAAAAAUCCUUCAGUGCUGCUUAAAUGUGAUCUUGCUCACAGUUUUGAAAAAGCACAACCACAAUUAAGACAAUGCCAGAGUCCUGAUAAACCCGGUGCCUGCAUUCAUACUGUAUGUUUGACUAUUUAUGUGUGGGGUUUUACUGUAGUCGAUGUUUUGACUGAAAUCUUCAGUGUAGUAAAAAAUUAAAAAUAAAUACCUGUUGGUGUUUGAUGUCUAGUUUGUUAACUUCUUCUUCUACAUCACAAAACACCUGCCAGCCUGUGACACACAAACCAUAAAGGUCUCCAACAAAAUCAACGUUGACAAUGACUCUAUACAGUAUAUAGAAGUCCCGCCCCUUCUGGUGGACCACCAUGGGACCUUAUUUCGGAAAAAAUAUGAACGGUAGUCAACGGCAAAUAAUAUUUUGAUCACGUUUGAAUUGUGACAUGAAUUAAACCAACACAUUCUCACUCCCAACUCGACAAUAUGCGCUCAUUACAUGCAUAGUGUCCUUUCAAAAUAAACUUCACUUGACAAACAUCACAUGUGUGAUUAAUGGUACAAUUCAAACGGGAUCAAAACUAUAUGUCUCUCUACGUUGACCAACAUUCAAAGGACCUGUAUGUAACAUUUAGGGGGAUCUAUUGGCAGAAAUGGAAUAUAAUAUUCAUAACUAUGUUUUCAUUAGUGUAUAAUCACAUGAUAAUAAGAAUCGCUGUGUUUUCGUUACCUUAGA